UACGUUAAAGAAAUAAUAAAACAAGGGUUACACACAACAUUAAUUAAUCUAAAAGCAAAAAGCUUAACCUUUUAUUGUUCAUCUAAAAGCUUUUGUGUCCUUGCCGUUCCAUGCUCCAAGUAAGGACCUGAUUUCUCUCGUUCUCUCUCUCUCUCUCAUUCUCUUCCAACGAAAUCUCGAUCUCGUCGAGGAAGAAGAAGAACCCAGAUCAGAAACACACAACAAUGUCGUCGUCUUCAAAGAAACAAACUUUAUUCAUAUCGACACUAAUCAUCUCAUGGUACUCUUCAAACAUCGGUGUUCUUCUCCUCAACAAGUUCCUCCUCUCCAAUUACGGAUUCAAAUUCCCCAUUUUCCUCACAAUGUGUCACAUGUCCGCUUGUGCAAUCCUUAGCUACAUAUCCAUCGUCUUCCUCAAGCUUGUUCCUCUCCAACAUCUCAAAUCUCGUUCCCAAUUCCUCAAGGUUGCUACUCUCAGCAUCGUCUUUUGUGCUUCCGUCGUCGGUGGUAACAUCUCCCUUCGUUACCUUCCCGUCUCUUUCAAUCAAGCUGUCGGUGCUACGACGCCGUUUUUCACCGCUCUGUUCGCUUAUCUUAUGACCCUUAAGAGAGAAGCUUGGGUUACUUAUGGUGCUCUCGUCCCUGUCGUCGCCGGUGUCGUCAUCGCCAGUGGGGGUGAGCCAGGAUUUCACUGGUUUGGGUUCAUAAUGUGCAUUAGUGCUACGGCUGCUAGAGCCUUCAAAUCUGUUCUUCAAGGCAUCUUACUUUCUUCAGAGGGGGAAAAAUUGAACUCAAUGAAUUUGAUGUUGUAUAUGUCUCCGAUAGCUGUCAUUGCUCUUCUUCCUGUCACGCUAUUUAUGGAACCAGACGUGAUCAGUGUGACCUUGACGCUAGCAAAACAACAUCAGUAUAUGUGGAUACUUCUUCUGGUUAACUCGGUAAUGGCUUAUUCAGCCAAUUUGUUGAAUUUUCUGGUUACCAAACACACAAGCGCCCUCACCCUCCAGGUUCUUGGAAAUGCUAAAGGAGCAGUUGCAGUGGUGAUUUCGAUCUUGAUCUUUCGAAACCCGGUUACGGUUAUGGGAAUUGGCGGGUACUCCAUAACCGUCCUUGGGGUGGUUGCUUAUGGAGAGACAAAACGCAGAUUUAGAUGAACUUUGUCAGACAUUAGCAAGGGACAACAUAUAUAGCUUCUCUAUGUUUGUUUCUUCAUCUGUUCAAGACUCAUCCUUAGGACCUGAAAUAUUUGGGGAUUUAGGAGAUGAGAAUUUAUCAAUAGUGAUUUUUUUGUAACUAUUUUAUACGUAUUUUAUAAUGUAAUAUGUAUCGGACUAUGUUAGAUUCGAUGGUGAGAUAAUCAUUUUUGUGUUUCAAAGUUAAAA
This is a messenger RNA of Arabidopsis lyrata subsp. lyrata, 1382 nucleotides long. Its product is annotated as UDP-URONIC ACID TRANSPORTER 1. NCBI's taxonomy places the organism in Eukaryota, Viridiplantae, Streptophyta, Magnoliopsida, Brassicales, Brassicaceae. Gene Ontology annotation, cellular component: Golgi apparatus. Bases 225 to 1154 code for a protein of 309 amino acids. Gene Ontology annotation, molecular function: antiporter activity. The record is from RefSeq and is a predicted model, not a curated record. The transcript is spliced from 4 exons.